This is a messenger RNA of Bufo bufo (common toad), 3743 nucleotides long. RefSeq names its product Janus kinase 3 (gene JAK3). Gene Ontology annotation, molecular function: cytokine receptor binding; non-membrane spanning protein tyrosine kinase activity; ATP binding. Lineage: Eukaryota; Metazoa; Chordata; Amphibia; Anura; Bufonidae. Bases 215 to 3574 code for a protein of 1119 amino acids. Gene Ontology annotation, cellular component: membrane; cytosol; cytoskeleton. The record is from RefSeq and is a predicted model, not a curated record. Gene Ontology annotation, biological process: intracellular signal transduction; cytokine-mediated signaling pathway; cell differentiation. The transcript is spliced from 24 exons.
UGCAUUUAAGACCCCGGUGAAGGCCAAGACAGGAGAACUAAGCAUUCAUAUUUGACAGAAAGCACAUAAAUGCAUAGACCACCACACCACACAAUCAAUGAACUCACAAUUUGUAUGUAACACAUUGAAGACCAGGCAUAUUCUUCAGACAUAGUGAGGAAUUGGAACUACUGAUCCUUUGUUCUCGGAAGCAGAAUACAGGACCCUGUUUAAGAUGUCUGGUGAAUAUGCCCCGCUCCUCUCUGGUUCACGCUCUUGCAGUUCCUACUCUUCUACCACGGGUUCUCUUACAUUGCUCUUAUAUGCAUCUUCCUUGCCAUCCACAUCACAAUCUGAUCCACAGAUGGUCUUCUCUGGAGGACAGUACUCUGCAGAAGAGCUAUGCAUUGCAGCUGCCAAGUCUUGCGAAAUCCUGCCUGUCUACCAUUCGUUAUUUGCACUGGCAUCUCCUGAUCUCAAGACUUGGUAUAAGCCAAAUCACAUAUUUACAGUGGAUGAAGGAAUAGCUCACGUUGUGGUUUAUCGAAUCAGAUUCUUCUUUCCAGGUUGGAUUGGAAUAAGUGAACAAAGAUCAGCACGCUGCAGCCUCAUGAGCUUGGUUCCUGAACCUAUUCUCAGCUACCAGGUCAUAGACUAUCUCUUUGCUCAGUAUCGGAGAGACUUUAUAGAUGGUAGAAUACAGCUUUCCAUUAACAUUGACGUUCAAGAGCAGUGCUUAGCUCUUGCCGUUCUAGACAUGAUGAGACUGGCACAAGAAAAUGACAAGACCCCAAAAGAAAUUCUCAGCAGUAUAAGUUACAAGCACUGCGUGCCACAAAGCCUACGGCAGAGCAUUGUGAAUCUGAAUUUCUUCUGCCGCAAGAGAUUACGCAGGAUUGUUCAGAAGUCCCUAAAGAAGAUGCGUGCAUGUGUACUCAGUGUCCCUCUCAUCAAAAUCAAAUAUCUAGUGGAUUUAGAGAAACUGGAUCCAGAUUUUGGGAUAGAGACUUUUUUCGUUAGAAGCACACACAAAGAUAGCAAAGACUUGGUACUUAGAGUUUCAAGGUGCGGUGGCAUCAUUUGGAAAGAAGUCGACAGUGAGUUGUGGCAGCCAUUCAGUGACUUUGAGGACAUAGUGGAUAUUAGAAUAACACAGGCUGACUCUGAUCAAAAAAGUGGAGAAGGACGUAUAGUAACAAUCACAAAGCAAAACAACAAAGUCUUGGAGGCACAGUUCCAAAUGUUAAGAGACACUCUGUCUUUUGUGUCUCUGGUUGAUGGAUAUUACCGGUUGACUAAAGACUCGCAGCAUUAUUUUUGUGAAGAAGUGGCUCCACCAAGACUGAGGUGGAAUUUGGACAAUCAGUGUCAUGGUCCUAUCACCUCAGAGUUUGCUAUUGAUAAACUGAAGAAUAAUGGAAGCGUUGGAAGCUAUGUUCUCCGUAACUCUCCCCAGGAAUAUGACAAGCUUCUACUAACCGUGUGUUUGGAGACGUCUCUCGGUAAGGAUUUCCAGGGCUGCUCCAUCCAGUGUAAGAAUGACACUUUUUCUUUGAUUGGUGUCUCACGUUACUUCUCCAGUUUGCGGAAUCUCUUGGAGUACUACAAACAUAAUAAGCUGUGUCUGGGUGGCGUCUCCACAUGUCUGACAUAUUGCUGCCCUCCAAGAGCCAAAGAGAAAUCAAACCUUUUAAUUCUACAUGACAAUUACCCUCCACAAAUGAUGUCACCAACAAGACAACGAAGACAAAUUCCGCUACUGACCUUUCAAAAAAUCCAUCUCAACGAUAUCACCUUUUUGGAAAGCCAAGGAAAAGGCUCCUUCACCAAAAUAUUUCAUGGGUUACGCAGAGAUGCAGAUGGAGAGGAGGAGCACAAAGUUGAUGUUCUGCUGAAAAUUCUUGAUGCCACUCACCAGCAUUACCAAGAGUCUUUUCUAGAAGCAGCAAGCUUAAUGAACCAACUCUCUCACAAACACCAAGUCCUUCUACAUGGAGUUUGUGUUGGAAAACAGAUUGUUAUGGUUCAGGAAUAUGAGACUCUGGGUGCCGUAGAUCUUUACUUGAAGCGAAGGCAACAGAAAGGCCCUAUACCGAUAAGCUGGAAGCUAGAAGUUGUCAAACAACUUGCAUAUGCCCUCUGCUACAUGGAGGAUAAACAGUUGGUCCACGGGAACAUAUCAGCUAAGAAAAUACUUUUGAGCCGUGAAGGUGACAAGGACACUCCUCCGUUUAUAAAACUUAGUGACCGUGGUGUUAGCAUCAAAAUCUUGGAAAGAGGAAUGCUGCUAGAAAGAAUCCCAUGGCUGGCUCCUGAAUGUGUGUCUGAUGUGAGAAAUUUGGCGUUAGAGUCUGACUGCUGGAGUUUUGGGGUCACAAUGUGGGAAAUUUUUAAUGAUGGCAUUGUGCCCCUAAAUACAGAGGAACCUGAAAAGAAACUGCAGUUUUAUAACGAUCAGAUGCAGCUUCCAGCUCCACACUGGAUAGAGUUGGCAAGCUUAGAGCAACAGUGCAUGUCUUAUAACCCGGUCCUAAGGCUAACCUUUCGCUCUAUCAUCCGUGAGCUUAAUAAUCUUAUUGCAUCUGAUUAUGAACUGUUAGUGGAUUCCAAAGGACAACAAAUGAAAGAUGGAUUUAGAGUUUGUGAUCGUGUGUGGGAAUACCAGGAUCCAAGUGUUUAUGAAGAAAGGCAUCUUAAAUACGUGUCAGUUAUUGGCAAGGGAAAUUUUGGAAGUGUGGAGCUCUGCAGAUAUGAUCCUUUAGGUGACAAUACAGGAGAGCUGGUUGCAGUCAAAAAACUUCAGCAUAGUACAGCUGAACAUGUCCAAGAUUUCCACAGAGAGAGUCUCAUUCUUCGUGCUCUCCAUAGUGACUACAUUGUAAAGUACAAAGGGAUAUGCUAUAGUGCAGGUCGACGUAGUUUCCAAUUGGUCAUGGAAUAUCUUCCUAAUGGAAGCCUGCAGGAAUUUAUUCCUAAGAAUCGAGAUGGCCUGAGGUUUCAUCAUCUUCUUCUCUAUGCAUCUCAGAUUUGCAAGGGAAUGUUAUACUUGGGCUCUCAAAGAUAUCUUCACCGGGAUCUGGCUAGUAGGAAUAUUCUUGUAGAGAGUCCAAACCAUGUUAAAAUUGGAGACUUUGGCUUGACAAAAAUCCUGCCACAGGAUAAAGAAUACUAUGUAGUUAGAGAACAAGGACAAAGCCCUAUCUUUUGGCAUGCCCCGGAAUCACUUUCAGACAAUAUUUACUCUCGGGAGUCAGAUGUCUGGAGUUUUGGAGUCCUUCUUUAUGAACUGUUUACAUAUUGUGAAAGAAGCUGCAGUCCCUCAGCUGAAUAUCGUCGUAUGAUGGGACCACAUAAUUCUCAGCAAACUGUUUGUGGGCUUGUGGAACUGUUACGAGCGGAGAAAAGAUUGUUUUCUCCAGCAUGUUGCCCAGUUAAGGUAUAUAAGAUGAUGCUGUCCUGCUGGUCAUUCCAACCAUCUGAGCGGCCAACAUUCAGUGCUCUAGAGAAUCAGUGUGAACAGCUCCGCAGAGAAUAUCAGAGCGUGCCCAACACUCGGAACGGCAACAUGUACGAAGCUGAGUUUCAGUUCAGUUAGAAUUGAAGGCAUACUGUAUGUUAUCAUUUGGUGUAAAUAUUUACAAUGAGGACAAAUGCAAGAGCACAAGUAUUCCGCCUGAAAUACUUUCUGUGCAUUCCCGCUAAAGCCAAAAACCGAAUAAAUGUACAUGUACUAGAUUCUAAAUCAACAAAUAAAGAUAUUUUAA